This is a messenger RNA of Neopsephotus bourkii (Bourke's parrot), 2300 nucleotides long. It is a transcript of the gene PIP4P2, whose product is annotated as phosphatidylinositol-4,5-bisphosphate 4-phosphatase 2. The record is from RefSeq and is a predicted model, not a curated record. Gene Ontology annotation, molecular function: phosphatidylinositol-4,5-bisphosphate 4-phosphatase activity. Gene Ontology annotation, biological process: phosphatidylinositol dephosphorylation. The transcript is spliced from 7 exons. The coding region runs from base 73 to 846 and encodes 257 amino acids. Gene Ontology annotation, cellular component: phagocytic vesicle membrane; late endosome membrane; lysosomal membrane. Lineage: Eukaryota; Metazoa; Chordata; Aves; Psittaciformes; Psittacidae.
GCUGCCGGCCCGGUUGCGUCCCCGCCUCACGCCGAGAGCGCGGCAGCGGGAAGGGCCCUUCACGUCGCAGCUAUGGCUGCCAAGGGGAUGGACGAGCGUUCCCCCUUGCUCUCCGCGCCCGGCUCCGGCAAUGUCACCCCGACCGCGCCGCCCUAUUUGCCGGACAGCAGCCCCCGAGCAGAGCUUCCUCCUCCAUAUACUGCCAUUGCAAGUCCAGGUGCCAGCGGUGUUCCUGUAAUAAAUUGCCGUGUGUGCCAGUCGCUAAUCAAUUUGGAUGGCAAGCUACACCAACAUGUUGUUAAGUGCACAGUUUGCAAUGAAGCUACGCCAAUCAAAAACCCUCCUUCAGGGAAGAAGUAUGUUAGAUGUCAAUGUAACUGUCUCCUUAUCUGUAAGGAUACGUCUCGGAAAAUAGGCUGUCCAAGACCAAACUGUAGACGCAUCAUUACUCUUGGUCCAGUAAUGCUGAUCCCAGAAGAGCAGCCAGCUCAGCCUGCCUUGCCAGUUCAACCAGAUGGAACUAGAGUGGUGUGUGGGCACUGUGGAAAUACGUUCCUUUGGAUGGAGCUGAGGUUUAACACACUAGCAAAAUGCCCACACUGCAAAAAAAUUUCUUCUGUUGGAAGUGCACUGCCACGGAGGCGCUGCUGUGCAUAUAUUACAAUUGGAAUGAUAUGCAUCUUCAUUGGAGUUGGAUUAACUGUUGGUACACAAGAUUUUGCCAGGCGGUAUCACGCAACGUAUGUUUCUUGGGCUAUUGCUUAUCUCUUAGGUUUAAUCUGCCUCAUCCGAGCCUGCUACUGGGGAGCCAUUAAAGUCAGUUAUCCAGAACAUAGUUUUGCGUAGAGAAAUUUAGGUUAUAGCAGAUGAACAUCUAGUAAUUCUGGAUAUUACAUCAUGGACACUUUUAAACCUUCCCUUUAAGGAUUCCAUUCUGUUCAAAGUAGUUUUAAGACUGGGGGUCUCUAAGAACAAAUGUUCAUUGCACUGCAUAAUAUGCAAAUAGUUUGUUUUGCUGCUAGAUUCCCUAGCUCUGAAUACUAAAGCUGUGUUUACAUGUUCAUAACUCUGUCUUUAUAGGUGUUGAAUUUUAUUUCAACAGACAGUAUUAAGUUUUACAUUUCUUUUGUUAUGUUAAAAUCCGUCUGCCAUUUUUCUAGAUGAUCAGUAAGAAUUCAAAAGCAAGUGUUUAUAAGUGUUUCUACAGUAGCUUCACAUUUGUACUUAACAUUUUAACUAAAAUUAUAUCAAAGUGGCUUGCUUUAAAACCUAAGCAAUAAGCAUUUUGCUUGAACUGCUUACUGUAUCUUUUGCCUAAGAUCAUAGUGACCUUAUUCAGGAAAUGAAAGUUGUGAGUGUACUUUAAAAGACUGACACUGUUGCUAGAGAGACAUUUGUAAACACUGUAUGCUUCAAGAUUUUUCAGGUAGAAAGACGCUGUUUUGGUAGUCCAAUGAAAUUUCCAUUUAUCCAAGAUUGGAUUGCAGUUAGGAUAAAUCCCUUCUUAAGGAUCCGUGGAUGUAGGUGUUUGGGUUUGGUUUGGGUUUUUUUGGUUUUAUUUUUGUUUGUUUGUUUGUUUUAUUAACUGGCAAAUCCUAAAAGCCAAGCUCAGAUAAUGGAACUUAACUCUGGUUGUAUGUACAAGUUCCUUAACAGGGUCUAAGGGAAGCAUUUUGUAUGACUUUCAUAAUACUUCAAUGUCACAUAGGUGGCAAUAAGAUGGUGAUGAGUUGCCUCUUACUUUCCUCUGAUCGUGUCGGAAUUUCCCUGUUUGGGAGACUGAAGCACUGGUCACUGCAAAGGGAGACACUGUAAAUUCACAUUAACUGCUGUAAUAAGAAAAUGAGCAAAUUAUAACGUGGACCAUUCCAUCGAAGUACAUCUAGUCAAUUUAGCACUGACUUGCGAAUACGAAAACAGAAUCUUUUCUAAUGAUGUAUUCACAAGGAUUGAGGGACCAGUUCUUGCACUGCCCAUCUUGUAGUUUAAACAAGUUCUUGCUAAAUUUGGAAGGAAUGUCCUGAGUGAUUUAGAUGACUGUAGUGAUUUAGAUAAUGGGGUCAGAUGGGUAAAUUAAUGUGGAUGUUUCAGGGAUACAUGUAAUUUAAAUUAUCUAUGUUCCUGCUAAGACAAAAUGAUAUUCAGAUAAGGAUUUUGGAGCACAAUAAAUGUAAAUGAUCAAACUGUAAAUGAUCUGUCUUUGUAUGAUGCUAAAUGUAUAAAAGCAGUAGCUCAGGAUUACAAUGUACCUUUUACAAAUAAACUAAUAAAGAAAUAAAGAUUAUUAUUCAAACUUAAAA